AUGGGCGGCGAUUGGCACUUUUUGCUUGAGGAAGAGAAACCAGCAGGCACGUUUCACUCAUACUGGCAGUUACGACAAUUCAACAAGGACCGGUGCAAGGCUCAAACUCGAUCCUUGACGAACGGGCGAAUACCCAGAUUAGGGUCUGAGGCCAUCGUGACCCUUACACCCACCUUUCUGCCAUCCCGCUAUCUUAUCAAUCCAUCUAAUCGCCGAGUUUUCAGGAAGUCCGUUGUAGUCGGAUCGGCUGCCCAAGGACUCCAGGCAUAG
Colletotrichum higginsianum IMI 349063 is the source of this 270-nucleotide messenger RNA. RefSeq lists its product as uncharacterized. The transcript is spliced from 2 exons. The record is from RefSeq and is a predicted model, not a curated record. Bases 1 to 270 code for a protein of 89 amino acids. Lineage: Eukaryota; Fungi; Ascomycota; Sordariomycetes; Glomerellales; Glomerellaceae.